GACAACGUUGCAACGUACGUACGGCGUGCACACGCGCGCGCACGGCCACGUUACGUUACUGCACUGCACAUGCACAGUCGAGUCGAAAUGGCGGAUCACGAAGUACUAGGCUUGCUGGAGAAGUGGGGCGUUAGCACCCUAAUGGACGUGUUUAUAGAUAAUGGCAUAGACAUGACGGCCCUUCGAUUGCUGACAGAAGCAGAUAUAGCGCAACUUAUUCCGAAAGUUGGUGUACGGGUGAAGUUUGUUGAAAAGUGGAAGAAUCAUUUCCAAGCUUCACUCAGUAACAUUUUGUUGGCUGCAUGUGGAAAAAGAACAGAGAUUGCAAACCCGGGUGCAAUUGAAAAAAAUGCAUUGUUUGAAAGUGUAGUUACUGCUUUCCCAUGCUUGAAGGACCCACAGGGAACUACAGGAUACGAAGCAUUUUACACCAAAGAAGCGAAAGGAUGUCCAGCAACUGGAUAUUUAGAAGAGCACCUACGCUAUGUGCGUAAGCACAUGCUACAAAAGGCAAAGCCACAUCAAGAAUGUACAUCAACAUCAGAUGCUGCCACUGGUGAAGCAGAGCAACCAGCUGAGACAACACAGGAUCACCAGUCCAAGAUUGAACGGCUCAAAGAUAAUGUGGAGCCUGCUGACAAGGUACAGGAGCUCAUAGAAGUAACAGCUAGCUACCGAAGAGAGUGGAUCAAGAAUAAGGAGAGAACUGUGGCCGAGAUUCUUCGGGAAUUCCCAAGACUAUUGGACAGUAACAUGAUUGAGCAGGAUUAUCAUUUGGCGUACCCCUUAUCAGCUGACAGUCUGUACGACAGAUGGAGUGCCAUGGUCGACCCUAUCAUUGAGUAUGGUACAAGAAUGUGCCCUUUGUGGAAGGAGACAUUGGAGCUACCACAAGAUAUGAUCCUGGACAAAUUGACAAAAGAUCAGAAGUCCAUUUUGGCUUUGAUCAUCGUGCCUGUCAUCUUUGAGGGGAAUUCCAAGAAAAGAGCUGCUGGGAGAAGCACUAUCAAAGAUGUAGUUGGAUUUUUCAUUGACAGACAACGGGAUAUCAUCAACAUGCCGCAGUACCUAAAGAAGGUUGAUCCAAAGACUCAUCCCCAGCCGUUUGUACUGUCACUGAGCAGUGCGAAUCAUCUGGAAUCCAGAAAUGCCUUCGUCAUCAUUGAGAAGCAAGCCAUACCUCAGCCAUCUAUCCUGAAAGCAGUUGAUGUGUGCUACAAAGCGCACUACAUACUGGAUUGCGAGUACCAACAGCAGUGCCAGGGGGUGUGGACUUUCUUUGAAAAGUGUGUGUACAGACAAGAAGGUGUCAAGACCAGAGACAAUGCUUGCCUGAGAGGCCUAUGUGCUUACCUUGCACACAAAAAUGUUCUCUAAACACUGCAGCAGACAUGCAGUGCAUACAGCAUGUAUGUUCCUGUAUUUUUUAAGGAUACCAGGCGAGUUUGUCCUUAUAGAGGGACCCCAUUGCAGUUGGUCUUUACAAGAUUUUACAACUUUGUUUAAGACAUGAGUUUUUUUGAAUUUGUUCUAUUUGUAAGAAACUCUCAAAGUCUUGAGGGGAGUAGUAGUAUUACUACUAGAAAGAGUGAAGUACAUUUUGCAUUAUAUUUUCGAAACAAUGUUAUUGUAACAUCUGCUACUUCUUAUCGAAAAAGGUGUCUCAAGUUUCUUAUAAAAAAAUUCCAGAAAAAAACAUUUCUGUUUCCAGGCAAAUUGUUUUUCUAUACUUGAGAAGCCAUUAAGGUCUUUGCAAGAUGUAGAUUUUGAAACCCUAUGCUUUUCCUGUUUCUAUUUGAAAUUUGUUAGAAACUUUAAAAGUCUUGAGGAUAAGUAGUAGAUGUUACAACUUUGUUUUGCAAAAGACAUGUUGUAACAUAUGCUACUUGUCCUCAAUAUUUUCUUUUGAAGAAGAAGUGCGACUUGUUUGCCUGAGAUGCCUGCAGGCUUACCUUGCACACAGAAAUGUUCUCUAAACACUGCAGCAGACGUGCAGUGCAUACAGCGUGUAUGUUCCUAUAUUUUUAGGAUACCAGGCGAGAUUGUCCUUAUAGUGGGACCCCAUUGCAGUUGGUCUUUACAAGAUUUUACAACUUUGUUUGAAAAUUUCAUUUUCUUGGAUCUGUUCUAUUGUGAGAAAAUGUCAAAGUCUUGAGGGGAAAUAGUAGUAUUCCCAUUUUUUUAAACAAACAUGUUACUUUUUUUUGUUGUUUUUUAUUUGCAAAAGAAACCUGCGACUCAAUUUCCUAAACCAUCAUUUUGUAACAUCUGUUACUUCUCUUCAAGAAGUUGUCUUGAGUUUGUAACAAACAAAAUUCAGAAAAAAAAUAAAAGCAUUUCUGUUUCAAAGCAAUUGUUUUUCUAUAUUUGAGAAACCAUUAAGGUUUUACCUAAGAUGUAGAUGUUUAAAUGUUUUUUUCUGAAACGAAUAGGAUUUCCCUGUUUUUUAUUUGGAAUUUGUGGAUAAGUCUUGAGGAUAAAUAGUGGAUGUUACAACUCGCUUUCAAACAGACAUGUUGUAACAUCUGCCAUAUCUCCUCAAGACAUUUAAAGUUUCUUACAGAAAAGAAAAAAAACAUGUUAUUUAUUUGAAACAACUUAUUCGUUCCUUAUAUUUUUUUCUUCAAUUUGAAAAAAAACCUGUAUGUUUUUAAGGCCUUGUUGAGUAGAAAUUAUUUGUUAAUAAAAAUAAUAAAAAGAAGAGGGAGAAAC
Patiria miniata (bat star) is the source of this 2712-nucleotide messenger RNA. RefSeq lists its product as uncharacterized. The coding region runs from base 70 to 1377 and encodes 435 amino acids. The transcript has 9 exons. NCBI's taxonomy places the organism in Eukaryota, Metazoa, Echinodermata, Asteroidea, Valvatida, Asterinidae. The record is from RefSeq and is a predicted model, not a curated record.